AUGUAUUCAAAAAAGCAUUUUUGGUUUCGCCUUCUAUUGACUUUUGCUGUCAUAAGCCAGACAGGUGCUCGGAUCAAGUUUACAAACUUUAAGUGCACAUCUAUGGCUAAAAGUGUGGCCGAUUUUGAAUAUUGCAUUCUCAAAUCCAAUAGCCAAACGGAAUACGUUUCGCUUAAGUUAAAAGUUUUUAAUUUUCCCAUCAAGUCUUUCAAGGUUUACUUUGGAUUGUACCAACUGGUCAAUGGGUACAGUCCGUUUCUAUACAACAUAACCGUAGAUGGUUGCAAAUUUUUCCACAGCCAGAAAAGCAAUCCGGUCACUAAAUACUUCUAUGACCUCAUCAAGCAUGUCAGCAACUUGAAUCAUUCCUGUCCCUAUAAUCAUGACUUUAUUGUGCAUAAGUUCUCAUCUGAGAUGGUUAAUGGUCGACUUCCGAAAAAUCUUCCCUUUCCGGAAGGGAUUUACCUGUUUGAUGCGCAUUGGAUCGCCCAUAAUGAAUAUCGUGCAAUAACCAAGUUAUAUAUGUACAUUUCCAAAUCCUGA
Molecule: messenger RNA, 543 nt
Organism: Drosophila elegans
Lineage: Eukaryota; Metazoa; Arthropoda; Insecta; Diptera; Drosophilidae
Exons: 4
Coding region: 1-543 (180 amino acids)
Source: RefSeq, a predicted model, not a curated record